This is a messenger RNA of Striga hermonthica, 1650 nucleotides long. The record is from the annotation of a GenBank genome assembly. Lineage: Eukaryota; Viridiplantae; Streptophyta; Magnoliopsida; Lamiales; Orobanchaceae.
AUGUACUCGCCUGGAAAAGGAGCAUCGCCCGGAAAGCUUAGUGCUGCGAAAGCUACUCUGAAUCCCAAUGCCACAGAAUUUGUCCCUUCUGCCCUCAGGUUGCCUUCUGCCACUGCCAGCAUCAGCAGCUCAGUGGUAUUAUCAAAGUUUGAUAACUCCACACCUUUCACAUCGGGGAAAAGCGUAUUAGACAGAUCAGAGUCGUCCAUUUCAAUCAAUUCUGAUGAUGAAGCACAGCAGUACUGGCGCCAUCAGCUUCCCGAUGAUAUAACUCCCGAUUUCAAGGUCAUGGGUUUAGACAACACUCAAGGAGUCAGUAGCUUACCAUUUUCAAGCUUAUCGUUGACUGAUAUCAAUGAAGGUUCAAAAUUUUCUGCUUCAUUAGGCCUUUCCCUUCAUCCUAUAAAUGGUAAUAGUCAUGCUGAAAAGCUGAGAUUCUCUCCUUAUGGAGAAUAUGUAUCUCCCACUGGUUUUCAUCCUUCACCCAGUAAAUUGUGCGACCCGUCGAUUGCGGGAAAUGAUCAGCAUUUUGUUCGAGAAGGACAUGAAGGUGGAAAUUUGGAACAUGGUUUUCUGGGUGAUGUGUCGAGUGAGCAGGUACUUUCUGACAAUCCAGAUGUGAACCCUCUUGAGAUUUUGGCUUCACAGUUUCCGGGUUUUGCUGCUGAAAGUCUUGCAGAGGUGUAUUUUGCUAAUGCAGGGGAUUUGAAUCUAACUAUCGAAAUGCUUACUCAGCUCGAGCUUCAGGUCGAUGGAGGCUUAAAUCAAAGUCUCAACUCAAAAGCCUUGUCCACUCCUAAUCUUAGCGCCAUGGAUUUUCCGGCUCUUUCUUCCAGAGACGGUCAGAAUGAUAUAUCAAAAAUUAGAGGUGACAGUCCCAAUCAAAAUGGUGGUUCCACACUGUUAUUCAGAUCUAAUUCCUUUGUCCCCUCGAGAGGCGCCACAGAUUUUGCUUCCGCUGUAAGAAAAAUGGCGUCCCAAGAUUCCAACAUAUGGAAGUAUGAAAGAAAUUGUUCUUCGGGUGCAAGCAUUGGAUCCAGUAGAUAUUCGCAAGUUUUGGCAAGCUCGUAUAAUGGUGGUCCUAACAAGGGUGUUUAUGGUGAUCGGUAUCAAAGUCGAGGAUCAACUCACACUCCUGUCUGGCUUGAAACGGGAGAAUCUGUUGCUAAUAUGUAUUCUGAAAUGCGGGAGGAAGCUCGUGAUCAUGCGCGCGUGCCUAAUGUGUACUUUGAACAGGCGCGACAAGCAUACCUUAUUGGUAACAAGGCCUUAGCCAAGGAGUUGAGCAUUAAAGGGCAGUUGCACAACAUGCAGAUGAAAGCAGCUCAUGUGAAGGCACAUGAAACUAUAUAUCGUCAGAGGAAUUCAGAUAUUCAGACUAAUGGGAGAGAAAGAAUGAUCGACCUUCAUGGUCUGCACGUGAGUGAAGCCAUUCACGUGCUUAAGCGUGAGCUAGCCGUAAUGAGAAAUGUAGCCAGGUCAAUUGACCAACGCUUGCUUGUCUUCAUAUGUGUGGGCACGGGUCACCACACGAGAGGUUCACGUACUCCAGCUCGACUACCAAUUGCUGUCCAAAGGUACCUUCUAGAAGAAGAGGGUCUCGAUUUUACUGAGCCUCAGCAGGGGCUCCUUCGAGUUGUGGUAUACUAA